UUGAAUCUAACCACGGUGAUUGCGACCGGUUUUGGCAACUUAGAUUUCGGUAAAGUUACUAGUUUCGAUACAAACUGGUUAUUCUUCCAUCAAAAAUUUCGUUGCAGCUUAUGAAAGUUCGAACCACCUGAUGAAGGUGCGUCUUCAAAUCAAAGAGAGGGAAUCCUGUGUGAAAAAGUUUAAGUUUCAAAGAAAAUUUCGACUUGGCAUCCAAAACAAGCAGCUGUGCAUUGGAAGUCAGCAGAACGGGACGGACACCUGCCAGGGGGAUUCCGGAGGACCGAUCCAGACCAUUACGGACCCCAAGUCGUGCAUGUACCACGUCGUGGGAGUGACCUCAACCGGUGCUAGUUGUGGAGGAGGAAAGGCGGACAACGUUUACAUCCAGGUGGCAAGCUAUCUGGACUGGAUUGAGCGCAUCGUGUGGUUGGGAGAGCGUGCUUGACGAACUUGAAGAUUUUAGAAACUUUA
This is a messenger RNA of Culex pipiens pallens (northern house mosquito), 471 nucleotides long. Its product is annotated as serine protease snake-like. Gene Ontology annotation, biological process: proteolysis. NCBI's taxonomy places the organism in Eukaryota, Metazoa, Arthropoda, Insecta, Diptera, Culicidae. Gene Ontology annotation, molecular function: serine-type endopeptidase activity. Bases 131 to 445 code for a protein of 104 amino acids. The record is from RefSeq and is a predicted model, not a curated record. The transcript has a single exon.